UUUCUGGUCAUAGUUCCUCCAGUAGUGAGUGUGACAGUUGAUGUUGCUCCUGUCAUUGGGGAGAAUGAGGUUGUCUUGGCAACCUGUGUGGCUGCUGGUGCCAAGCCACAGGCAGAAGUGAGGUGGAAGACGGGUGCAUUUGGCAGUUUGUUGAGGACAGUGACUAACUUCACACAGCACGCCAACGGAACCACCACAGUACUCAGCCACCUGCUCGGGGUACCAACCAAGGCAGCCAAUCAUCAGCAGGUCCAGUGUGUGGUCAACCAGUCUGCCCUGGCAACAGAGAAGACCUACAACUUCAGCAUAAACAUCCACUAUCCACCUCAGUCAGUGAACAUUACCCUUAGUGAGGCCUCUAAAGCCACAGUCUUCCUUUGUGUAGCAGACAGCAACCCACACCCCAACUACACCUGGAGCAGGGUGGUCCAGCCACGGCCUGGGUCUUCAGUGAGAGCUGAGGGAGACAUACUGCACCUCUUCAGUCUCAACUCUGAGCUGAAUGGUCUCUAUGUCAGUGAGGCCUCCAACCCCUAUGGACAAGCAACUGGCUCCAUCUAUGUACACACAUCCUCUGAGACCUCUGCUGCCUGUUGGGUUCUACUCGUUGUUAUUCUCUGUCUGAUUGUUGCUGUGGCUGCACUCAUAUGGUACCGGUGCAAAUACGACAGUUUCCUUGGAGUUCAUUCAUGGCCAAGGCACCAGAACACAUAUGCUACUGUAUCAGUAUCUUCCAAGACGAGGAGACAUGACAAGGUUGAGGAAGGUGAAGAUGACUCAUUGACUGCAACUGUCCAAACCAGGAAGGAGCCUGAGGAAGAGGAAGAAGUAUCAUGAUAUCCACCUCAGUCAGUGAACAUUACCCUUAGUGAGGCCUCUAAAGCCACAGUCUUCCUAUGUGUAGCAGACAGCAACCCACACCCCAACUACACCUGGAGCAGGGUGGUCCAGCCACGGCCUGGGUCUUCAGUGAGAGUUGAGGGAGACAUACUGCACCUCUUCAGUCUCAACUCUGAGCUGAAUGGUCUCUAUGUCUGUGAGGCCUCCAACCCCUAUGGACAAGCAACUGGCUCCAUCUAUGUACACGCAUACUCUGAGACCUCUACAGCCUGUUGGGUUCUACUCAUUGUUAUUAUCUGUCUGAUUGUUGCUGUGGCUGCACUCAUAUGGUACCGGUGCAAAUACAGACAGUUUCCUAGGAGUUCAUUCAUGGCCAAGGCACCAGAACACAUAUGCUACUGUAUCAGUAUCUUCCAAGACGAGGAGACAUGACAAGGUUGAGGAAGGUGAAGAUGACUCAUUGACUGCAACUGUCCAAACCAGGAAGGAGCCUGAGGAAGAGGAAGAAGUAUCAUGAUAUCCACCUCAGUCAGUGAACAUUACCCUUAGUGAGGCCUCUAAAGCCACAGUCUUCCUAUGUGUAGCAGACAGCAACCCACACCCCAACUACACCUGGAGCAGGGUGGUCCAGCCACGGCCUGGGUCUUCAGUGAGAGUUGAGGGAGACAUACUGCACCUCUUCAGUCUCAACUCUGAGCUGAAUGGUCUCUAUGUCUGUGAGGCCUCCAACCCCUAUGGACAAGCAACUGGCUCCAUCUAUGUACACGCAUACUCUGAGACCUCUACAGCCUGUUGGGUUCUACUCAUUGUUAUUAUCUGUCUGAUUGUUGCUGUGGCUGCACUCAUAUGGUACCGGUGCAAAUACAGACAGUUUCCUAGGAGUUCAUUCAUGGCCAAGGCACCAGAACACAUAUGCUACUGUAUCAGUAUCUUCCAAGACGAGGAGACAUGACAAGGUUGAGGAAGGUGAAGAUGACUCAUUGACUGCAACUGUCCAAACCAGGAAGGAGCCUGAGGAAGAGGAAGAAGUAUCAUGAUGUAUGGAACAAUAUACCUUAUUUGUUUUUUUUGGAAACAUUUUAUUUUUCAUGUUUUAUAGAUUGUCUGUUCAUUAAGUAUAUUUAUUGUGUCAGCUCGAAGAAAUCGCCGGACAGGUUUUAAGUGAAUGCCAGAAAAAUCUCAUUCUCCAAUGUUCUAACCAUCUGCAAAGAACAGGCACAUUAUCCUUAGUGGCGCAGUGGUCUAAGGCACUAGAGAUCCUGGUUUGAGUACAGGCUCUGUCACGACCGGGAGAUCCAUGGGGUGGCGCACAAUUGGCCGGGUUAGGGGAGGGUUUGGCUGGCAGAGAUGUCCUUCUCCCAUUGCGCUUGAAUGACUCCUGUGGCGGGCUGGGAGCAUGCACGCUGACACGGUCGCCAGGUGUACAGUGUUUCCUCUGACACAUUGGUGUGGCUGGCUUCCGGGUAAAGCAGGCAUUGUGUCAAGAAGCAUUGUGGCUUGGUUUUGUUGUGUUUCAGAGGACGCAUGGCUCUUGGCCUUUGCCUCUCCUGAGUCUUACGGGAGUUGCAGCGAUGAGACAAGACUGUAACUACCAAUUGGAUACCACGAAAUUGUGGAGAAAAAUAUAUAAAAAUAAAACAGAAUUAGCACAUUCUCCAACCAUCUAAUGAACAAUAUCUUCUAGGUCAUUGGAAACCUUGACUCCACCACAGCUUCACCCAGUGCUGGUCCUUGUUUCAGAGUUUUGUUCCCCUCUCGUGGACUCCACCUUGUCAUGGUGAAGGGUCUUUGUUGCUUCAGUGGGAAUAACAACUCUCCUGUAUUGAUGUACAGUAUGUAUGUAUGUACGGUGCUUUCAGAAGUAUUCAUACCCCUUGACUUAUUCCAUAUUUUAUUGUGUUACAGCCUGAAUUUCAAAUGGAUUAAAAAAAUGUUUCUCACUCAUCUACACAUAAUGUCAAAGUGAAAACCUCUUUCUUUAAAUGUUUGCAUAUUUAUUGAAAAUUCAAUACAGAAAUAUCUCAUUUACAUAAGGAUUGUGGUGCCAUUUUUCUGCUUUACCAAAUGAGGAGAGUUACAAACUACACACCAGUCAGAGUUAUACUUAAACAACAUAUUUUUUAAUAAUUAAGCUUUGCAAUAGUCCUUUUUGACUUUCAAUGAUGCGCUAUCUCUAAUGAACCAUUGAAAAGUACCACCAGAAAAGUACAAAGAUCUUUUAUAGCCAAGAUACACCCCUCUCAACUUACAUGACAAACCACAGAUCUUAGGAACAGUUCACAAAGGUUAAGAUUUCUAUGAAAGAUAUCUAUAAAACACUGCAGAAAGUUACUGCUGUGUCAACAGUUCUUAUUGUAAAGACCAGUGUCUGGCCCCCUGCUACUCCAAACUGGAACCUGUCUCACCCUGGUACGGUAUAGCACAAAAACAUUAGAUUGCACUCCUCUGUCAGUGCAAUCUCAUAGAGGCCCAUCCUCAGUGGAACACACACACACAAUACUCUAUUCUGUCGAAUGUAACAACUAUUAUAAUGUAAUACAAGCAUUAUAACAAUCCUACAAGCAUUAUAACAUAAACUUGCAAUUUUCCACGACAGGAUUCACACCCAAGUCAAUACAUGCUAUAAUCACCUUUAGCAGUGUCUUUCUGGGUAAGUCUUAAUUUAACUAAAAACUGUAACUAUGCCACUCCCAAACAUGUAAUGUCGUCUUGGUAAGUAACUCUAAUGUAUAUUUGGUCUUGUGUUUUAGGUUAUUGUUCUGCUGUAAUGGUAAUUUCUCUCCCAGUAUCUGUUGGAAAUCUGACUAAACCAGGUUUUCCUCUAGGACACUGCCUGUGCUUAGCUCUACUCCAUCUAUUUUUAUUUUAAAAAACUCCCUAGUACUUGCCGAUGACAAGCAUACCCAUAACAUGAUGCAGCCACCACCAUGCUUGGAAAUACAGUAUGAAGAGUGGUUCUCAGCGAUAUUUUGUGUUGGAUUUGCCCAUAACAUAAUACUGUGUAUUCAGGACAUAAAGUUAAUUUCUUUUCACUUUAGGAGGCACAUGAUGCAUAUUUUUGAAUAUUUUUUUCUGUACAAGUUUUCUCCUUUUCACUCUGUCAUUUAGGUUAGAAUUGUGGAGUAACUACAAUGUUGUUGAUCCAUCCUCAGUUUUCUCGUAUCACACCACUAAACUCUGUAACUGUUUCAAAAACACAAUUGGUCUAAUGAUGAAAUCCCUGAGCGGUUUCCUUCCUCGACUACGGCAACUGGGUUAGGAAGGACGCCUGUAUCUUUGUAGUGACUGUGUGUAUUGAUACACCAUCCAAAGUGUAAUUAAUAACUUCACCAUGCUCAAAGGGAUAUUCAAUGUGUCUGCUUAUUUUUACCAGUCCACCAAUAGGUGCCCUUCUUUGCAAGGCAUUGGAAAACCUCCAUGGUCUUUGUGGUUAAAUCUGUGUUUGAAAUUCACUGCUAGACUGAGGGACCUUAUACACUGCUCAAAAAAAUAAUGGGAACACAAAACUAACACAUCCUAGAUCUGAAUGCAUGAAAUAUUCUUAUUAAAUACUUUUUUCUUUACAUAGUUGAAUGUGCUGACAACAAAUUCACACAAAUUAUCAAUGGAAAUCAAAUUUAUCAACCCAUGGAGUUCUGGAUUUGGAGUCACACUCAAAAUUAACGUGGAAAACCACACUACAUUUACAUUACAUUUAAGUCAUUUAGCAGACGCUCUUAUCCAGAGCGACUUACAAAUUGGUGAAUUCACCUUCUGACAUCCAGUGGAACAGCCACUUUACAAUAGUGCAUCUAAAUCAUUUAAGGGGGGGGGGUGAGAAGGAUUACUUUAUCCUAUCCUAGGUAUUCCUUGAAGAGGUGGGGUUUCAGGUGUCUCCGGAAGGUGGUGAUUGACUCUGCUGUCCUGGCGUCGUGAGGGAGUUUGUUCCACCAUUGGGGGGCCAGAGCAGCGAACAGUUUUGACUGGGCUGAGCGGGAACUGUACUUCCUCAGUGGUAGGGAGGCGAGCAGGCCAGAGGUGGAUGAACGCAGUGCCCUUGUUUGGGUGUAGGGCCUGAUCAGAGCCUGGAGGUACUGCGGUGCCGUUCCCCUCACAGCUCCGUAGGCAAGCACCAUGGUCUUGUAGCGGAUGCGAGCAUCAAC
Molecule: messenger RNA, 4982 nt
Organism: Oncorhynchus masou masou (cherry salmon)
Lineage: Eukaryota; Metazoa; Chordata; Actinopteri; Salmoniformes; Salmonidae
Product: nectin-3-like
Exons: 16
Biological process (GO): homophilic cell-cell adhesion; heterophilic cell-cell adhesion
Cellular component (GO): adherens junction
Source: RefSeq, a predicted model, not a curated record